Mesorhabditis spiculigera is the source of this 642-nucleotide messenger RNA. Lineage: Eukaryota; Metazoa; Nematoda; Chromadorea; Rhabditida; Rhabditidae. The record is from the annotation of a GenBank genome assembly.
AUGGACAUGCUGAACGCGCGCUACUGGAUCAAGGAGAAUAUGACGUGGUACUACACGUUGGAGGCGACAUUCUACUACUCCCUGCUGCUCGGCGCAUUUUUUGACGUGCGCCGCUCAGACUUUUGGCAGUUGAUCUUCCACCACGUCGUGACGCUCGGCCUCCUCUCCGCCUCGUGGGCCAUCAAUUUUGUUCGGGUCGGGACCCUGGUGCUCGUCUCGCACGACAUUGCCGACGUGUUCCUCGAGGGCGGCAAGCUUGUACGCUACGCCGGAAAGCAUAAGAUGUUGACCAACGUGUGCUUCGUGUUGUUCAUGUCCAGUUGGAUUCUCACCCGCCUCACCUACUAUCCACUCAUCGUCAUCCGGUCGGCCUUUUUUGACGCGGCCGACUUGAUACAGCCCGACUAUCAAAUCUUCAACCCGUUGCAGGUUCCCUACGUGCCGCGGCUGAUCAUCAUCAUGUUGGUCGCCCUCUUCCUGCUGCACAUCUUCUGGACGUACAUCAUCGGAAAAAUCGUCGUGCGGACGAUACAAGAGGGUGAGGCGGCCGAUGUGCGCUCCGACAGCGAGGACGAGGCCGAGGAGCAGGAAGUGCGCCGGAAACGACUCACAAAAACGAAACAACAAACGAAAAAGGAAGAC